CUGCGGCCCUAGCAACGAGGGCAGUGCAGGGCGAAGGGCAGCGCGGAGGGGCGCUCAGUACAGUCCUCCGCCUCUCCCACCAUGGCCGGAGCAGCGGCAGCACCGGUGGUCGUGGUGGGGUCUUGCAUGACGGACCUGGUCAGCCUUACCGCUCGCCUGCCAAAACCCGGAGAAACCAUCCACGGACAUAAGUUUUUUAUUGGCUUUGGUGGGAAGGGAGCCAAUCAGUGUGUCCAAGCUGCUCGGCUUGGGGCCGAGACUUCCAUGGUCUGCAAGGUUGGGAAGGAUUCUUUUGGCAAUGAUUAUUUAGAAAACUUCAAACAGAAUGGUAUUUCUACAGAAUUUGCACAUCAGACCAAGGAUGCCUCUACGGGAACAGCUUCAAUACUUGUCAAUAAUGAAGGACAGAAUGUUAUCGUCAUAGUGGCUGGAGCCAAUUUGCUUUUGGAUUUCCAAGACCUGAAGAAGGCAGCUGAUGUUAUUAGCAAAGCCAAAGUAAUGGUCUGUCAGCUCGAAAUUGCACCAGCUACUUCUCUGGAAGCCCUGAAGAUGGCCCGUGCCAGUGGAGUAAAGACGUUAUUUAAUCCAGCUCCUGCCAUUGCCGACCUCGAUCCACAAUUCUACACCCUUUCAGAUGUGUUCUGUUGCAAUGAAACUGAGACGGAGAUUUUAACUGGACUCCAGGUCGGCAGCCCUACGGACGCUGGGAAGGCGGGGUCCGUGCUUUUAGAAAGGGGCUGCAGAGUGGUCAUUAUCACCAUGGGAGCUGAAGGGUGUGUGUUGGUGUCUGGGGAAGAUCCAGUCCCAAAGCAUAUUCCCACUGAGAAAGUCAUCAAGCCUGUGGAUACCACGGGGGCUGGAGAUAGCUUCGUGGGCGCUCUGGCUUUCUACCUGGCAUACCAUCCUAACCUAUCCGUGGAAGAAAUGAUUCAGCGAGAUCCAAUUUUAUUGCAUCAGUGAGUGUCCAGUCUUCGGGAACUCAGAGUUCUUAUCCCUUCAAAAAGGACCUACCGCAUAAUCUGUUUUAAUUCAGUAAUGGUUUAUGAGUAUACAGUUUGAUUACGAAUGGGGAAAUUAAGAGAUGCCUCAUGUACCUCAAACACUGUAAUUUGCCUUUUUAGAUUUAUGAAACUUGGUCUUUAUUUUUGUCAAUAAUCAUGCUUUGCAAUAAGACGACCUUUCAAAUCUAUCUUAGGGUGAUUGGUCCCUGGGCAUACAACACUUAUUUUUACGUUGGCUCAGCUGAGGACAUUAGGUAAGGUUUUUUCCGUCCUAUCCCUGUUUCACACUGCUCCAAACCCCAAGUGGAAUUUUUGUUUUUAUAAAAUGUAAGUCUUUUCGGUGGCCAGAAUGAUUCCUUACAGUCACAACAAAAAGGAAGCUCAACUAAUCGAUAAAAUGUAUUUAAACCCUCUCCCCUCACUUCAGAAUAUAUUCCACAGCCCUUCUCUCCACCGUUAAAAAAAAAAAAAAAAAAAAAAAAAUCUCCCAGGUAAAUGGGGAAACAGCAGGAGCGAAAUGCCCCUCAGCUGGGAAAGGAGGCCGUGGGAGAGAGGAAGGAGAAGCCUCUUGCAGAGGGGUGUCAAAGUAGAAGAGUUCUGAAAGGAUCCCGUGGGCCAAAUCUGGAAACACUCUUCACCGAUCCCAAAACUGAAACAUUGGCCCUCUUCAGUCUGAAGUCGUACACAUUGCACUCCGGUCCUCACCACGCCUCAGCCAUAGAACGGAGUGGUUAUUUUUAGGCCUGGCUCCAAAAUAGAGCUGAGGCAGCAGUGCCACAAACCUCUCAGAUGCCCUGAUUGCCAACAGUUCAGCCCCUGGACCCACAAAAGCAGCUCUGAAUUUCAUCCCAGAGGCUGGGCUGCCUUGGCCCACGGUGCCCGACUGACUUCACGCCUGUGACCGGAUUUCUUUUUCGGCUGUUCGUAGCCCUAGCUCUCUAAUCAAGUGCCUUGGUUUGAGGAAUGAAGAAAUUCUUGAGGAAGACCUUAUUACUCACUUGAAAACGCAAAUCUUCUAGUGGGAAAAUAGCUCAACCCUACCCUCUCGCUCGGCCAUCCCGAAAUCAGUCCGAAAUGGGGAAGGUUGAAGCAGCAGGACGUGAAGUAUUGUAGGACUGCGGAGUUGCUUAACACAGUCCUGGUUUGAUUAAAGUGAAACGCAGGAGUGGUGAAGCUGGAAAAGUCUGCCUCUCUAGACUUCCAAGUGAGAUUUCUCAAACACGUCUCCAGAGACGAGGGCAAAGCUGGUGAAAGAAGGCUGAAGGGCUCCCUUCUGCCCCAGCCUGACGUUCCCGAAGUUAGCUGGGAGGACAGGAUGAGACCGAGGUUCAGAAUAAAGCCAACUGGACUGGUUUCUCCUUAAUAGUACCUACAGAGCACUUACCGUGUGCGGAGCACUGUACUAAGCACUUGGGAGAGCCGGUAGACCCAUUACUGCCCGUCAUGAGCUUACGGUCUAGAGGGGGAGAAAGACAUUAAUGUAAGUAAUGGCUAUGUACAUGAGGGUGACACAGAAGGGAGUGAGAGAAGAGGAAAUGAGGAAAGGGAAUUUCUACUCCACUCCCAAGUCCCGGCUCCUGCCCCGGGAGCCAGCAACCACAGGAUCAGCAGUAUCGUCGUCAUUCGGUAUCCAAAGGACCACUCUGCAAGGUUACUUCUUCCUCCUGGGUGAGGACAACCCUCGUGCCAAACCUCUGGACGUGGAACGUUUCCCUCUCUGUUUAGAACACGAAACAAUGGUCAGAUUUUUCUGAACAGUACGGUUGUUUAAAAAAGAAGUGGAAAAUAACACCACCGAAACAAUAGUCUUGGCUAUUUUAAAAUUUUUAUUGCGGGUUAUUAAAAUAACCUGAAAGAUAAAUAAAUGUUUGAUGCAAUGAUAAA
Messenger RNA from Ornithorhynchus anatinus (platypus), 2885 nucleotides. RefSeq names its product ribokinase (gene RBKS). Gene Ontology annotation, biological process: D-ribose metabolic process. The transcript is spliced from 8 exons. The record is from RefSeq and is a predicted model, not a curated record. NCBI's taxonomy places the organism in Eukaryota, Metazoa, Chordata, Mammalia, Monotremata, Ornithorhynchidae. Bases 82 to 960 code for a protein of 292 amino acids. Gene Ontology annotation, molecular function: ribokinase activity.